AUGAAGACCCACCUGCUGACGCACGGCGAGAGGCCGGCCAUCAAGUGCUACGAGUGCGACAAGACAUUCGCGUCGCAAUCCUCGUAUCACCAUCACAUGAACUUUACCAAGACACACGCUGGGAACGACGCGUUUAAAAUAAAAUGUCCGUUGUGCGACCGCGGCUUCCGAACGAAGGCGGACUGUCGCGACCACGUCAACUAUAGGCACCGCGGGAAGUCCAACCACAAGUGCGAUAUUUGUAAUAAAGAUGUAACAGCGUUAAGGGAGCACGAGUCCCACCAUACCGGGGAGAAACUACUUACCUGUAAAUUAUGUGGCAGUAGCUUUAGGACCAGUGGGGCUCUUAGUAGACAUAAGAGGGUAGUCCAUAAUGUUGUUAAUAGAUUACUACUGUUAAAACACACAGAAUCGGACAUUGAAGAUGUGGAACAAUAA
Melitaea cinxia (Glanville fritillary) is the source of this 438-nucleotide messenger RNA. Its product is annotated as zinc finger protein 878-like. Gene Ontology annotation, molecular function: chromatin insulator sequence binding. NCBI's taxonomy places the organism in Eukaryota, Metazoa, Arthropoda, Insecta, Lepidoptera, Nymphalidae. Gene Ontology annotation, biological process: regulation of transcription by RNA polymerase II. The coding region runs from base 1 to 438 and encodes 145 amino acids. The record is from RefSeq and is a predicted model, not a curated record. The transcript is spliced from 3 exons. Gene Ontology annotation, cellular component: chromosome.